This is a messenger RNA of Salmo salar (Atlantic salmon), 3990 nucleotides long. Its product is annotated as serotonin N-acetyltransferase. Gene Ontology annotation, cellular component: cytoplasm. Gene Ontology annotation, biological process: circadian rhythm; response to light stimulus. NCBI's taxonomy places the organism in Eukaryota, Metazoa, Chordata, Actinopteri, Salmoniformes, Salmonidae. Gene Ontology annotation, molecular function: aralkylamine N-acetyltransferase activity. The record is from RefSeq and is a predicted model, not a curated record.
CUUGUGUUAUGCACAAAGUAGAUGUCCUAAUCGACUUGCCAAAACUAUAGUUCGUUAACAAGAAAUUUAUGGAGUGGUUGAAAAACAAGUUUUAAUGACUCCAACCUAAGUGUAUGUAAACUUCUGACUUCAACUGUAAAUGAUCACCAUAAAUAACUAGCAUAGUGCUACAUAAAUGAUCACCAUAAAUAAUUAGCAUAGUGCUGCAUAAAUGAUCACCAUAAAUAAUUAGCAUAGUUCUACAUAAAUGAUCACCAUAAAUAACUAGCAUAGUGCUACAUAAAUGAUCACCAUAAAUAACUGGCAUAGUGCUACAUAAAUUACAUUAUCAUAUAUGAUCAUACUACUUUAUUUGACAACAAAUCUGUUCAUUUGUCUGGUGACAUCAAGAGUAGUCGUUCUGUAACCUACUCAUCCUACCCCGUUCCUCCAGGCCCAGUAGAUAUAAACAGGUUUACUCUCCUCCAGGCAGCCCAGCAAACAGGCUGCUUUCAUUCUCAUUAAUUAGCAGGUGAGCUAAACCUCUAAGCCAUGAAAUCAGCCUUACAGCAAUCCACCCAAAUCUCCCUCUCUCUUUCUCUCUGGGUUUGUUACAGUGAAAGCCCACAUGCCCUUGGAACUGCACACACAUGCCUAUCACGCCAUUAAGCCAGAAGCCACGCUACAGCCCUUUCUGCCACCGUCUCCAGAACACACCCCCAAGGGCCCCAUGUGUAAACACAAUGUGAGCUACAAUAUAUCGGCUACAUUUGCUACGUGCACAUACCCUGGACCAGAUCCACGACAUACGAACGUGGGCAUAUUGUAGCACGAGGCCGGCACAUGAGAGCCGUCCAGAAAAGGCGACGUGGGCGCUGACGUUAGCGUGCCAAAAUGACAUCAUCGAUGUGAGAGAGAAAAAAACCUUGGUGAUCUUGGUCACACUUUGAGCUUUAACUUCUAAAGCUUAAUGAAGGCUUCACAACUCUUUAAGCCUACACAGACGUUUCACUAAUCAUGUUUUAGUAUAUCAUAUAAUGGUGAUAUAAGGAGCCCUUACAUAGAGUAUGGUGCUUGAAAAUGUGAACUGUGAACUUGGUGGAUUUCUAUGUGGAUGGAUUUAAUAACAGUUUCCUUUAACCCAGACACUGCAAUGCAUAAACAUGCUUGUCACCAGAUUUGGUGAAUUGUCCGCCUUACGUGCCCAGACAGUGAUCCCCUCUUUGGAAUGACCACUUUGACAGAUCAGGGGAUGGGCCAAUAAGAGAGAGAGUGCAUGAAAGAGGGGGAUAAUGAAAGAGAGAGAUAGCAAGAGAAGGAGAUCAGGGAGGGUAAGAGCUUGCAGUAGAGGUGUUGAGACAAAAGGAUAGGUACUAUUCUACUAGUGAGGAGAAAGACUAGUCAGUUGACAGAGAGAGACAGGCAGAUAGAAAGCACAGAGCAAGAUAACCUCAGAUGUGUUUUUAGUGUUGGAUUCAAAGACUAUUAUCAUCAUCAAACCACUCUGGAACAAAAAACCGGUCAAGAGGAAACCAACAUCUAACCAAGAAAAUAUCUACAGUAUUCUCCACAACAGAAGACAGGAAAGAGAGCUGCUAUACUUGUAAAGACAGCACAGAGAGUAUUUCAUCGUUUUUAUUCAUCAGCCCAGUAAGUGACCAUCAUGACACAUCAGGUCAGCCGCUCUCCGUUCCUCAAGCCCUUCUACACGAGGACCCCGGUUGGUGGGGUCAUUCCGCGAACCCAGAGACGCCACACGCUCCCCGCCAGCGAGUUCAGGAACCUGACCCCACAGGACGCCAUCAGCGUGUUCGAGAUCGAGAGAGAAGCAUUCGUCUCUGUGUCUGGUGAGUGUCCACUCACUCUUGAUGAGGUGCUGAACUUCCUAAGUCAGUGUCCGGAGCUCUCUCUGGGCUGGUUUGAAGAGGGCCAGCUGGUGGCGUUCAUCAUCGGCUCAGGCUGGGGCAAAGAGAGACUGGAGCAGGAGGCCAUGACCCAGCAUAUCCCAGAAACCUCAGCAGUGCACAUCCAUGUGCUGUCUGUGCACCGCCACGCUCGCCAGCAGGGCAAAGGUUCCAUCCUGCUGUGGCGCUACCUGCAGUACCUGCGAUGUGUGCCAGGCCUCCGGAGGGCCCUGCUGGUCUGUGAGGAGUUCCUGGUGCCCUUCUACCAGAAGGCAGGCUUCAAGGAGAAAGGGCCUUCUGCCAUCAACGUGCCCAACCUCACCUUCCAGGAGAUGGAGUACCAUAUCGGCGGAGCGGCCUACGCACGGCGGAACAGCGGCUGCUAGUCACUGCCGGCCGUUACCACCACGACAUAAUCCCAUCAACCCUAGCACUGGAACUCAUCCGCCAUGUUAACAUAGACUCUGGUCAUCACAGUUGACCGUCCAGACCACACUACAGCAGAUAGACAGAUCCAAGCACCAACCUGGUCUCAGAGCAUUUCAUAAUAUUCUGCACGUAAAUUCGAGACACUCCAUUUAGUAUGAUAGGUUACAUUUGGUAUGGUUACAUAAGAUAGAUGGUUACUUAAGGAGGAUGGUUGGUCAGGAUGGGUGGGCGUAUAACACGAACAUAUUGAAAAGAUUGCGAGUUCAAAUCUCAUCACGGACAUCUUUAGCAACUUUUCAACUACUUACUACUUUUGAGCUACUUUGCAAAUACUUAGCAUGUUAGCUAACCCUUCCCCUAAGCCUAACCUUAACCCUUUAAGCUGACCUUUCACAUUUAGCUAACCUUUCACGUAACUCUAACCUUAAACCUUUUAGCUAAUCAUCCCCUAAACUUAACCCUAACCUUAACCAUUUAACCUAACUCAUAAACUUAACCCUAACCUAGCUAAUGUUAGCGAGCUAGCUAAUGUUAGCCACCUAGCUAGAAUUCACAACAUAUUACAUGUUUUGUAAAAUCCUAAUAUAUUGUAUAUUUUGCAAAUUCUGAACAUAUAAUACGAAUUGUAAUUCGUAACAUAUCAUACGAAAUGGGUGAUGGACAUCUACCAAUCAACACAUACCAUACCAAAUGUAACAUAUCAUACUAAAUGGAUUAUCCCAGCUUUACAUACAGAAUAAUAUGAAAUGCUCUGAGACCAGGUUGCAACCGCAGGUGCUCCAUGAGAGAAGGCACUGCCCCAUCAAUCUCAGCUGCAGCACCAGCAGGCUCCGAGACACCAUCUUUCAGUGCCUCACAGACAGCAUCCCGACCCCCUGCAAUAUAGAGAGGGAACAUGCACCAUCACAUGAAGGGGACAAGAAUGGGUUUUCUUAGAAAACAGCAACAGAAAGCAAAAACAUGUCUGUUAGCGAUAGAAGACCGAAUCAGAAUAUGUUUGAGAUGCAAUGUCGAGUUUCUGCAUACUUUGUGUAUACGUCAUUGAAUUAUCAAAGUUGUAAUUUUGCAGUCCCAACAUUCUUCAUUUUUAUUAUGCUUAAUUUUGAGAGUAUUUAAAUGAAAUGUUCCUUGCCACAAAUCGUACUUUGUAGUACUAUUCUUGUUUGAGGUUUUUAUUAUUACCAAUACUGUUAUUGAAAUACUAAUACUACUAUUGUUAUUGAGAUACUAAUACUACUACUGUUAUUGAGAUACUAAUACUACUAUUGUUAUUGAGAUACUAAUACUACUAUUGUUAUUGAGAUACUAAUACUACUAUUGUUAUUGAGAUACUAAUACUACAGAAAGACACGUUACACCAUGUUGUGAAGGAUCCUACAGGGGGACAGAAAGACACGUUACACCAUGAUGUGAAGGAUCCUACAGGGGGACAGAAAGACACGUUACCCCACGCAGUGAUACUAAUACUACUAUUGUUAUUGAGAUACUAAUACUACUAUUGUUAUUGAGAUACUGUUAAUGAGAUACUAUUAUUGAGUUCUCUGAGUGUGAUGUAAAUAUCAUUUUAUUUUUGUAAACCCUAUUAGUCCUCUGGUGUGUUGAACUCUUAGGCUGUUGCUUAUCUUUUCGUAUGAACACUAUGAUGUACUAAGGCAAUAAAGGGAAACGAUGCCACUGA